AUGUUCCUUGCGCAAAGAAACGUUGCGGUGGUUCUGCUGGCGAUUUUCGUCAGCCUAUCGUUAGCCUUACAGCGUGUGGACGAUACUGUCCCGAAGUCAAAGGAGCUUGGGCAGCAAACGAAACUGAUCGUUGAUCGCAAGGGACGUUUCCUGCUGCCUGCUGAUUUUGCCGUGAAAAAGAAACGGUACAGCGUCGGUACGCGGGGUGUGGGAACGUUCUUCCGAGCCUGGCGGAACUGCAUUGAGGAGGGAAAAAGUCUGGCCACCAUAGAAAGUGCGGAGGAGCAGGCAUUUUUGGAGUCGAUGCUACAAGCGAUUUCAGCGCGCACCCGUUACUGGAUAGCGGCUACUAACCUGGGUGCAGCAGAUCCUAACAUGUACACAUGGAUUACAACGGACCUACCGGUACAAACUGCACCGGACCCUGAGCCUGAACCUGAACCUGACAGCUGUUAUACACUGAGUCCAUCUGGAAAUUGGAAAAUGCAUGGCUGCGACAGUUCGGAAAAGACUCGUCCAUACCUCUGUGAAGAGUACUAUUAAGUGUUUGGGCACGUAAUAGAUGGUCGUGAUCAAGGAUAUGUGUUGCAAAACUAUGUAGCGAGCUUAGGAAUUUGGAACUAGUACAAGAAAUCAUUUUAAAACAGGUUCACGAAACCCUUCUCAAUAAACUAUU
Molecule: messenger RNA, 676 nt
Organism: Anopheles moucheti
Lineage: Eukaryota; Metazoa; Arthropoda; Insecta; Diptera; Culicidae
Product: protein A16-like
Exons: 3
Coding region: 1-543 (180 amino acids)
Source: RefSeq, a predicted model, not a curated record